This is a messenger RNA of Zingiber officinale, 1195 nucleotides long. RefSeq names its product transcription factor SRM1-like. Lineage: Eukaryota; Viridiplantae; Streptophyta; Magnoliopsida; Zingiberales; Zingiberaceae. Gene Ontology annotation, biological process: response to gibberellin; response to ethylene; response to auxin. Gene Ontology annotation, molecular function: DNA binding. Bases 16 to 1005 code for a protein of 329 amino acids. The transcript has 5 exons. The record is from RefSeq and is a predicted model, not a curated record.
GGACGGCUUAGAAGGAUGGCACCAACAGCGACUCUCAUAGAUAAAACGAUCCCCUGCUCCUCCGAUGCGCUCGCCUGCCAAACGAAACGCGAGAGGAACGAGGGGAGACGAGCGCGCUUGGAGGCCUCCUCCAUGGAGGCGCAAGAUGAGUUACGAGGGCGAGGCGAGAAGGUUUUGAAGUUAUUCGGCGUCAGGAUUCUCGGAGGAGAAGGGGAAGGUAUGGGUGAGGAGGAGGAGGAGGAGGAGGAGAUGGAGGAGGACAUGAUGAGGAAAAGCUCCAGCAUGGGCAACCUGGUUUCGUGCACCGCCACUGCAUCGGCCGCCAAUCGUGUCCUCGUCGAUCAUGGGUACCACUCCGACGGCGGCCUCCUCCCAUCCCCGAGCGGGUUGACGAAGAAAAGCCACGAGAGAAAGAGGGGGAUCCCUUGGACAGAGGAGGAGCACAGAACCUUCCUAUUUGGGCUCCAAACACUUGGGAAGGGAGAUUGGAGAGGGAUUUCUAGACAAUUCGUCACGACUAGAACUCCAACCCAAGUUGCUAGCCAUGCUCAGAAGUAUUUCAUCAGGCAGAGUAAUCCUGGAAAAAAGAAGCGCCGAUGCAGCCUCUUUGAUGUUGUGGUCAAUGAUAAAGUUCUUGUCACUAAUGAAGUUCAAGAUAGUCAUCUCAGCCGGGACAAUAACUCUGUAAGUUUCUCAAAUAACUGGUUAAUUGGCUCGACUUCUAUAGCCGGAGGAGGGACUUCUUCAGACUUUCAAAAUGUUACAAAUCAAAGUGGCAUGACCAAUCUCCCUAAUCCUAGUCCCACGGUUGUUGUCGACAUACCAACUCAAAUGUCUCCACAUCUCAUCGAAUUGUCUUUGUCCUACCCGACGGUUCAAAUUCAAUCUUCAUCGAUCAUCCCAACAGGGGCCACUGAUUUGGAGCUCAGGAUUGCGCCCCCUCUGCCUCAUGACCUCUCUAAAGUACCUGCUCAGACUGCUGCUGGUGCGAUAAGAGUCGUCUAAUGAGUUAUUAUCUACUUGUUCGCCCUGUUUUAUUUCUGGUACAUUGAUACAUCUGCUAUAUAACUCUGCAAUAAUUGGAAGUGGCAUUUCUCUCUUUCUUCUACCUGUGGAACAUCACUACAAUAAAUGGAGUUGUAAUUUACUUUGGUAUUCCUCCAUCAUAUUAGAAAAGGAUGAGUAGUUGCUUUUU